AUGCGAAAGGAAAGCGCAGACGAAGAAGAUUCGAAAGGUGACACAAGCAAGCCCCUUUCCACCAUGAUAGAAGAAAAUUCUCCUUAUGAAGCAUCUCUCAUUGAAGUCAGUGAUCCGCAAUCGUUGGAAAUGUGGACAAAUUAUGAAACAAAGAAGAAAUUAUUCAAAGGUGACAGGCACGCCGAAUCGAAGAUACAUUUAUGGAAAACAUUAACUGAUGAAAUGAAAGUAGAUGAGAAAUCGUUUUACGACUUUCUGUCAUCAUUCCAUGGUACUCUUGAGAAAGAAUUUGUACUGAAUGCUUAUUAUGAUCAACUCAGCAGUUUGUCUCUGCCUAAAGAAAUAAUGGAUCCAAAAAGAUCAGAAGUUGCCUCAGCAGAACUCCAUUCAUUAACUUCUGCUUCAUAUCCAAUGAUGGACGAGAGACCGAAUAGAUUGGUUGGAAAGUUGAGUGUAGAGAAAGAGCUUAUGUGGAGAUCGCUAGUGGGUGAGUUAAACUUGGACAGCACCGUGCUUUAUAAUAUUUUGCGUUCGUGGGACGAAAGUCCUUUGGAGGCUGAACGGGUUGUGAAUAUCUAUUUCCAACAUAUGAAUGAUUAG
This is a messenger RNA of Acanthocheilonema viteae, 600 nucleotides long. Lineage: Eukaryota; Metazoa; Nematoda; Chromadorea; Rhabditida; Onchocercidae. The record is from the annotation of a GenBank genome assembly.